AUGACGAGGUUUCCAUUACCGUUGCCUGUUGCUGCUUCCAUAUCGCAUGACCAUGCUUAUACGAAGUAUCCUUCUGAUUUCGUUUCUUCCCAAAUCCAACCUCAGGUCAUCACGGCACCAACGAAAAACCCAAUUCCAGAACCAUUCAACCAGCCCGCUUCGACAGCUCCAAUCACCAGCCAUCCCGAAGACCAGGUCGGCCUCUCGGGAGUCCUCCGGGAGCAGAUGCCAUCACCAGCCAUGGCGGUUCGUGGACCUAUUCGUGGCCAAUAA
Molecule: messenger RNA, 273 nt
Organism: Hymenoscyphus albidus
Lineage: Eukaryota; Fungi; Ascomycota; Leotiomycetes; Helotiales; Helotiaceae
Source: the annotation of a GenBank genome assembly